AUGGCGGCUCCCGGACCGUGGACGCCGCUGACCGCGCCGCCUGCCAGCAGCAGCAGCAGCGGCGGCCCCUCCCAGCUGCGGCCCUACCUGCUGCUGGGUAGCCUAGAGGAUGCCCUGGACAUCACCGCCCUGCGGCGUGCCGGCGUCACCCACAUUGUCAACGCCACCGCCGAGCACGCGCCUGCGUUCCCGGGUGCCUUCGAGCACCUGCGAGUGGCGGUGCGGGACGCGCCGGGCGAGCGCCUCGGGCCGCACUGGCGCCGCGUGGACGACUUUAUCCGGCGCGCCCGUGACGCAGGUGGCGCAGCCGGCGGUGACGGCGGCUGCCGGCGCCAGGGUGGCCAGGGCGUCAGGGACGCCGGAAGUGACUGUAGUGUUGGCGGCCGUGGCGUUGUGCUGCUGCACUGCGAGCAGGGCGUCUCCCGCAGCGUGUCGCUGGCGGUGGCGCACCUCAUGCUCGCAGAGCACCUGACCCUGGCGCAGGCCCUUGCGGCGGUCAGAAGCGUGCGUCCGCAGGCGGACCCGAACCCGGGGUUCAUGCGGGAGCUGCGGGCCCUGGAUGCGCAGCUGCAGAGCGAGCGCGACCGCAACGGCGACGGCAGCGACUCCGGCGCUCAUCUUCGGUCACAGCAUGGUGUCGCCGGCGAGGCGGCGACCAGAGAAGCGGCGGGGCGGGCGGCGGGCGUCCCCUCACAGGCUGACGGUGGGUGGGGGGUCGCCGGCGACAGCCAGGCUGGAGCGCUUGGUGAGCGGGAGGGAGGCGCGCACGACUUUGCCGAGGAGGCAGCUCUCGCAGUCGCCGGCGCUGCCGCCGGCUGCCCGCCGGAUAAGGCGCGGCUGGCUGCCGCCGCGACACUGCUCAUGAGCUUGCCUGCUGCGGCGCGGCGGGCGGCGGUCGCGUCGGCGGUGAGGCAAGCGUUUGAGGACUUUGGCUCCGCGACAAAGGAGCGGGACGCCGCGGCGCACGCGGCACUGGCUGACGUGCUGGCGGCAGUGGCGCAAUGCAGCGGGGACCGCAGAUCUGGCCAAGCUUCUCAUAGCGGGCAGCAGCAGGGUGGUGUACCCGCCUUUCAGAAGGAGGAGGGCGCAGCCAUUGUGGCCGCAGCCCUGCUGGAUGUGGAGGCUGGGGAGGCGUGGCAGGAGCUGCUGCUGGACGUCCCGAUGGCUGCACAGCUGCUGGCGCGGCUGAGGCAUCGCCUUGCGCCGCCGCCGGACGCCACAUGCAUCAACGGCGCUGCAUGA
This is a messenger RNA of Monoraphidium neglectum, 1242 nucleotides long. RefSeq lists its product as hypothetical. The record is from RefSeq and is a predicted model, not a curated record. Gene Ontology annotation, molecular function: protein tyrosine/serine/threonine phosphatase activity. The coding region runs from base 1 to 1242 and encodes 413 amino acids. The transcript has a single exon. Gene Ontology annotation, biological process: protein dephosphorylation. NCBI's taxonomy places the organism in Eukaryota, Viridiplantae, Chlorophyta, Chlorophyceae, Sphaeropleales, Selenastraceae. Gene Ontology annotation, cellular component: cytoplasm.